CACACUCAUUUGCUCUAUAUGUGAAGGUUUGUUUUGGUCUUGAAGCUCAAAAUAUCUGGACGAAAUGCUGUCAAGAAGGUGUAUUGUUGGACGUUUUGUAUGGAUGCAGCGGGACACCUCCCCAUAGUUCGGCGUAUUGUCUCUGAUAUCCAAGAGUGCAGGAGAGACCGACACAGACCAGAGUUCUUGCGUCUUGGAUUGAGGACUAUCUGCUAAAUGUACCCGACAUCUCUGUUUUAGAGCAAUAACCUAAUUUCAAACGAGGCAAAUUUGGCAAUUACAGCGUUUAAAGCAUUUUGGAUAACAUACUGUACUGCUUGUUCCAUGAAGCUGAUGGGUCGCUGAGUUGAACUACCACCAGGUGCCUCUGCCUAAUCCAUUCAAGACAGUCUGAGUGGAUAAAACCAAUUAAUCAAACAGAAUGUGUUUUACGUUUGGACUGCUGUCAGUUGCAUCUUUUGAUAUAUUUGCUCGGGACCACACAGGAUGAAAAGGGACAUCAACAUUGCUAUAAAUGAUCCCAAUUGAAAAGAAGUCUCUCUGAGCUAUAGGAGUUCUGCACGACGCAGCUUUCUGCACAAUACAUUUAUGUUUUCUGAUUAAAUCAGACGACAUUUGAUAGAUUGCUUGGCAUCGUAUUGACAGUGUGAAGUCACGCUCGAGCUGGAAUACAAGAAUAAAUGAACCUGAGUGGACUGAGACAGAAUUAAAAAGAUCCAACAUGUUUAAACGGGGCUGUGGGCUAGAGUUCCUGUUGAUACUCUGUGGGCUGGAGCUCUCCUGGUCCUGCCCACGUCACUGCAUUUGCUACAUGGCCCCCAGCACUGUCAGCUGCCAAGCCCACAACUUCCUGUCCGUCCCUGAAGGCAUUCCUCUGCACAGUGAGCGUAUCUUCCUCCAAAACAACAAGAUCCAUCGAUUGCUGCGGGGCCACUUUAGCCCUACCACAGUCACGCUGUGGAUCUACUCCAACAAUAUCACAUACAUCGAACCAUCCACCUUUCAAGGCUUCAACCUGCUGGAGGAGCUGGACCUGGGAGACAAUCGGCACCUGCAGUCACUAUCUGCAGAAACCUUCCACGGGCUAGGCCGGCUCCAUGCCCUCCAUCUAUAUCGCUGUGGCCUCAGCGUGCUGCCCAAUUACAUCUUCCAGGGUCUCCGCAACCUCCAGUAUCUCUACCUGCAGGACAAUCACUUGGAGUAUCUGCAGGAUGACCUUUUUGUGGACUUGCACAACCUGAGCCACCUGUUUCUCCAUGGGAACCGCCUGUGGAGUCUGCACCAGAACACAUUUCGAGGACUGGGGGCUUUGGACCGGCUGCUCCUGCACCACAACCAACUGCAGUGGGUGGACCGUCUGGCAUUUCACGACCUGCGGCGGCUCACCACACUCUAUUUGUUCAACAACUCGCUGCCGGAACUUGCUGGAGAGUGCCUAGCCCAGCUGCCUGCCCUGGAGUACCUCCGCCUCAAUGACAACCCUUGGGAGUGCGACUGCAAGGCUUUGUCACUGUGGGACUGGCUCAAAAAAUUUAGGGGCUCCACGUCAUCAGUGGGCUGUGUGACACCAGGAGAUCUGGCGGGCAAGGACCUAAAGCAACUAAGGAAAGAUGACUUCCCCAACUGUUCUGGAUCUGAGUCCUUGCACCAGAGUAAGACCACGACUUGGGCAGGAACAGACAAAGUCUCAUUGAAGCAGGAGCCUCAUCCUGCUGAGCCUCCACAAACACCCCCCCAUCACCCCCAUCAGAAUGAACUAUACCCCUCCCCACCUUCUGCUGUCCCUCAGCCACCUCCUGCUAUAAAUGGUGUAAAAGCAGGACCAGGAAGCUCUCCGGACUCAGUGCCUGCUCAGAGACCUGGCCACUCUCGGAACUGCACACGCCAACGGGUCAGAGACAGCAAGGAAAAAGGACCCAAUGAGGUCAACAUCUUAAAGGAGAUGGCUGAUAAGGAGUAUUCCUCCCCCGAUUUUACCGGGAAAUACGACGAAACAUCUUCUGAUGGUUCGAACACCCGAAGAAAGCCCAAAUGUACCCCACGGACCACUGUUCGUCCCCCUAGUGGGGUCCAGCAGGCGACCAACUUGGGAAACUCCCAUCAUAUGGCUCUGUUUCUCUGUAGUAUUCUGGGACUGGUUGCACUUCUAAGCACUGAGCUCAUUCUGCGCUGAACUCGAUGCUGGGCCAUCAUUGCAUCGCCAAUACACAGCAGUCCUCUGAUCAGCUCUAGCUCCAGCAUUACCAGGCCUACUAAUGUGUGUAUGUGUAUGUUUGUUUGUGUAUGUGUGAGUGAUCAUGUGUAAUACAUUAAGGAGCUUUGCCAUUUAGACUGAAAUAGAAUACUGUUUGGCGGAUGUUAUAAACUCAAAAUCUGGGUCGGAGUACGAGAAGAAUUGCAAAGCAAACUGAACAUGCUUGCACUGCCACUGUUGUUGUUCUACUUUAUUUUUUUCAUUUCCUGUUGGUCUGGUCUCCGUCUCUAAAUAGAAACCUAUUGGAAAAAAAAGAAAGCACAGAUAACCAAAUAAAUGUGCAAAAGAAUGUGUAAUAGGAGACACAAGCUGAUGAAACAUGAAUAUGAGAUGACGGAGAUUACAUUUAGAAAGCACACAUACAUAAUCACCCACUCCUCCACUAACAUUUUGAAAUACAGAACAAACAUAUGGGAGACUAUCAAACAUUGAGGAUGCUCCUAAUCCUAAGAGUUACAUUGUCCUCUGUUUAAUACAUCACAUUGUUGCCAAAUAUAUUCCAAAAAAUGUAUCAGAUCAGGAGUGUCAAUCAUCAUUUGGGCAGAUUUGCUUUCAUUACGCUGGGAAUAGUAUAUGAUGCAACAAACAAAGUGUUGUAAACAGUGCUCCUAAACUGAUGAGCCAGAACAAAAGCACAUGCAUUAUCAUUACCUCAGUCGAAAAGGCCCAGAAACCACCUUAUUUUGACCUUUUGUCAUUUAAAUAACUUCAUCCACAUAUUUUUCUACAUAUUUUCUUUGCUUUUGCCCUUAAAAGUAACUUCAGGUGAAUCAUCCUUAUUUUGGAUUGCAUUGUUUUCUAACAGCACAUGAAAAGCCAUUGGCCAAACUAGCUGCUAUAUUGUUUAUUGAAGCAAAUGAGACCCAUUUUACCUUAUCUGCUUCCGAAAAAACAAAAAAACAAAAACAGUAUGUGUGUGCGUGUGGGUGGGUGUCCAGUAUAAAAAGCUAUGAAUUUUUUUUAGUAGUGUUUGUUUCUUGUCCUCUGUGUUUGUUUUGUUUGGCUGUGACUCAGAGGACUAAGAAAUGGACUGCUUGAUGGGGGUCAUGGACUCUGGAGGGGACGCAGGUUUAAUUGAAGUGAACUCUAUUUUGAAAAGCGCCUUCAGCCUAAGCCCGCCAUUGGAAACACAGACAUCUCUCUUUCAAAGAGUUUUAACAAGACAGAGGAGAAGAAAAGAAUGAAAAAAAAAAAUACACUUAAGACUAAAAGUAUCUUUAAAAGACUUGUAAUAAUAUAAAUACACUUCAAAUUUAGCAUGGCCAAAAAAAUUUACCUUUUGGAGCCAUAGGCCUGCUUGAUUGCCUCUAUAGUGUCUGCAGUGACUACAAAUGGAAAUAAGAGGGACAAUCACGUGAAGAUUGGGGACACUGCAGAUGGGUGGACGUAUCCCAGACGCUUUGGAGUGCAGGAGAACUGUGCUUCCUGUUCAAAGACACACUUUGUAAAAAAAAAUAAGGAGAACUGUAUCAUCACAAUCUGCAAUGGAAAUAUUAAUCAGUACUAUGACACUGACAUCUUUAAUGACACUUUUGAUUACAACAGGGUUCCUAAAGCUCUGAAGAACUUAUCUUCAGAACUUAAUAUUAUUAUUUUGUAUUAUUGUUAUUAUUUGGUCAAACUUUCUGGGGGGAAUUUUUGUUAUACAUUAAUUUGGUUUAUGACUAAACUGCACAAUCCAGUCUCCUCUACUUCUCCCUAUUCUCUUCUCUCUCUUCUGUGUCUCUCCAUCCUAGUGUCUUGAUGGUUUAACGAGUCGUUCUCGUAAAACAUUUAUAAAGAUAUUAAAAUCUAUAUCUUCUUAUGUUAAACGUG
Molecule: messenger RNA, 4069 nt
Organism: Myxocyprinus asiaticus (Chinese sucker)
Lineage: Eukaryota; Metazoa; Chordata; Actinopteri; Cypriniformes; Catostomidae
Gene: rtn4rl1b
Product: reticulon 4 receptor-like 1b
Exons: 3
Coding region: 722-2173 (483 amino acids)
Cellular component (GO): plasma membrane
Molecular function (GO): protein binding
Source: RefSeq, a predicted model, not a curated record